CGGAAAAUAUCACAGAAAAAAAAAACUAGAGAACCGUUUAUCCAUAAUGUUUUCCCUGAAGAUGGGAACCGAGGUAGAAAAUUUGUGGGUCUUUGCUCUUGCAUCAAAAUUUAAUCUUUUCAUGCAAGACCAUUUUGUUUAUUUUCUUGUCGCCAUAGCCAUCACUUGGUUUACCUUAAGCAUCGUAUUUUGGUCUGUACCGGGUGGACCGGCUUGGGGAAGAUACUUCUUCACUCGUCGGUUUACUCCCUACUUUAACCGAAAAAACAAGAAUGUUAUUCCUGGUCCAAGAGGCUUUCCCCUCGUGGGAAGCAUGAGCCUAAGGUCAAGCCAUGUGGCUCAUCAGCGCAUAGCGGAUGUGGCUGCGAUGAAUAACGCCAAACGGCUCAUGGCGUUUAGUCUCGGUGAUACUAAGGUGAUAGUGACGUGUCAUCCUGAAGUGGCAAAGGAAAUAUUGAACAGUUCGGUUUUUGCUGACCGGCCUGUUGACGAGACCGCUUACGGUUUGAUGUUUAACCGAGCCAUGGGAUUUGCUCCAAAUGGUACUUACUGGCGCAUGCUACGUCGGUUAGGUUCGAACCAUCUUUUCAACCCGAAGCAAAUCAAACGCUCGGAGGAGCAGAGGCGAGUGAUCGCGACUCGGAUGGUGAAUGCGUUUACAAGUAACGCUGGAAACGUGUUUGGAGUGCGUGACUUGCUCAAAACGGCGUCGCUAUGCAACAUGAUGGGUUUAGUUUUCGGGAAAGAGUAUGAAUUAGAGACUAAUAACAACGUGGAAUCGGAAUACUUGAAGGGUUUGGUUGAAGAAGGGUACGAUCUUCUCGGUACUCUGAAUUGGACCGACCAUCUUCCUUGGUUAGCUGGUCUAGACUUCCAGCAAAUCCGGUUUAGCUGCUCUCAGCUUGUACCGAAAGUAAAUCAGUUAUUGAGCCGAAUCAUCCAUGAACACCGGACUGCUACGUGUAAUUUUCUGGACGUGUUACAUUCUCUUCAAGGUUCCGAAAAAUUAUCAGAAUCUGAUAUGGUUGCUGUUCUUUGGGAAAUGAUAUUUAGGGGCACGGACACGGUGGCUGUUUUGAUGGAGUGGGUGCUAGCGAGGAUUGUGAUGCAUCCUAAAGUUCAAUCAACGGUCCACGAUGAGCUUGACCAAGUGGUUGGCAGAUCCAGAGCCGUUGACGAGUCUGACCUUCCAUCUCUCACGUAUCUAACAGCUAUGAUUAAAGAAGUCUUGAGGCUGCAUCCACCGGGCCCACUUCUCUCUUGGGCACGUCUGUCAAUAACAGACACCACCGUAGACGGAUAUCACGUGCCGGCUGGGACAACCGCGAUGGUCAACAUGUGGGCUAUAGCACGUGACCCGCAUGUGUGGGAGAAUCCUUUGGAGUUUAAGCCUGAGAGGUUCGUGGCUAAAGAGGGUGAAGCUGAGUUCUCUGUUUUCGGGUCGGAUCUGAGGUUGGCACCGUUCGGGUCAGGUAAGAGAGUUUGUCCGGGAAAGAACUUGGGACUUACGACAGUGACGUUUUGGGUUGCGACGCUCUUGCAUGAAUUUGAGUGGCUUCCAAGUGUCAACGCUAACCCUCCGGAUCUCUCCGAGGUUUUGAGGCUGUCGUGCGAGAUGGCUUGUCCUCUCGUCGUUGACGUACGCCCGAGGCGUAAGACAGCAUAAGCUUUUGGCUUGGUCAAUGCUUCCAAAAAUUAUGGGCCAUUAAAAAUCAUGUAUAUUAAAUAAAACUCUAAAAAACAAAUAUAUGUAUUCAAAGAGCGAAAUAUAUAGAUUCGCCCAUAUUUUAUAGCUUGAGUAGAAUAUAUUAUGUACUUGUAUUAUAUGAAAUAAAAUACCAUAUGCUGCA
Molecule: messenger RNA, 1850 nt
Organism: Brassica oleracea var. oleracea
Lineage: Eukaryota; Viridiplantae; Streptophyta; Magnoliopsida; Brassicales; Brassicaceae
Product: cytochrome P450 78A6-like
Exons: 2
Coding region: 47-1666 (539 amino acids)
Molecular function (GO): heme binding; oxidoreductase activity, acting on paired donors, with incorporation or reduction of molecular oxygen; iron ion binding
Source: RefSeq, a predicted model, not a curated record